Molecule: messenger RNA, 1468 nt
Organism: Tuber melanosporum (Perigord truffle)
Lineage: Eukaryota; Fungi; Ascomycota; Pezizomycetes; Pezizales; Tuberaceae
Exons: 4
Coding region: 1-1026 (341 amino acids)
Biological process (GO): endonucleolytic cleavage in ITS1 to separate SSU-rRNA from 5.8S rRNA and LSU-rRNA from tricistronic rRNA transcript (SSU-rRNA, 5.8S rRNA, LSU-rRNA); small-subunit processome assembly; endonucleolytic cleavage to generate mature 5'-end of SSU-rRNA from (SSU-rRNA, 5.8S rRNA, LSU-rRNA)
Cellular component (GO): nucleolus
Molecular function (GO): RNA binding
Source: RefSeq, a predicted model, not a curated record
AUGUCCACCAAACUUGAAGACAACAAAAAAAAACAGGAUUGGCUUGUGAUUGAGGAUAGUGAGGAGGAGGGAACUGGGGAUGACUCUGAACAGGAGGAAGAGGAGAGCAGACUGAAGGAACUUGAACGACGCGGCUCAAAACGGUACAAGGUGGACCAUGCUUCCCCAGCCAGCGAAGAUGAUGACGACGGCGAAAUCGAUGGGGGCGAUAGCGACGCAAGUGGAGAGGAGGAUGGAAAAGAGAUUGACGGAAAACAGGAGGGCACUCGAGAAAAAGGCAAAAAGGAAGGCAAAAACAUUGACAAACACGACGAUCUACUGAUUACAAGCUCAUUGAGGUUAAAGCCGCUAUCAAAGGAAGAGCUAGCAGCCUCCAAAGAAGCGACUUCAAAGACCGGAGUCGUCUAUCUUUCAAGAAUACCUCCUUUCAUGAAACCUAUGAAAGUGAAAUUAUUACUUUCUCGUUUCGGCGAGAUCGGCCGCAUUUUCCUAUCACCGGAAGACCCGAAAUCCUACGCUCGGCGGGUCCGCUUCGGCGGAAAUAAGAAACGGAAUUUUGAAGAAGGUUGGGUUGAGUUCAAGAGCAAGAAGGUCGCCAAGCUGGUCGCUGAAACGUUAAAUACAACUAUUGUCGGUGGGAAGAAGGGGAGCUAUUACCAUGACGAUGUUUGGAACAUCAAGUAUCUUCCAAAGUUCAAGUGGCAUCAUUUACAGGCUCAAAUUGCCUAUGAGAAUGCCUCUCGACAAGCCAAACUACGCGCAGAGAUUGCACAGGCUACUCGUGAAAACAAGACAUAUAUUCGUAACGCUGAGAGAGCUAAAAUGGUUGAAAAGAUGGAAUCUUCUAAGAAGCGCAAACUCAAAGAGCUUUCUGGAGCUAGUGGUGACAACGAUUCUGAACAGCUUGAGCCAUUGCAAAUUAGGCGACAGUUCAGGCAGCACAGCGCCAAGGGAAGGAGGGCAGAAGAAGGCGAAGGCAGAGAGAGUAGUGAAAAGGUCAAGAGGCUUCUCAGUAAGGUAUUCUGAGCCAACCUCUUUGUUUGAGCCGGUGCACGGCUUCAUUGGACUAAUUUAAAGCAAAUUAUUCCUAUUCUGAUGGGACUCUUGAUGUGUGUUCUUCACAUGCUCGUGGCCCCUCUGGCGACUCCAGUAGGUAUACAAACGGGAACAAGCCCGACUCCUUUAUUCAUAAACUGUUGAUAACUGUUUUGAGAGCCAUCCGCUAGAUGCGCAGCCAUCGAAGCCACAGGCUCUAGAGUACCUGACUCUGUAAAUGUAACAGCCGGCCGGAAGCCCUGCAACUUUGCUUCGACACUAUGCCCAUCUCGAGUAUUCGAGUGCUAUGAUGCUCAAUUUAGAAGCUGUAUAGGGGAAAUGUGUAAUCUCCUACUUGGAUUUUUUUCAAUUAGUAGAAGAUAGUCUACUAUUACAGGGUAGACUGCCAACUGGAAUAAUUGAACAAGGGUUC